Triticum turgidum subsp. durum (durum wheat) is the source of this 6111-nucleotide messenger RNA. Lineage: Eukaryota; Viridiplantae; Streptophyta; Magnoliopsida; Poales; Poaceae. The record is from the annotation of a GenBank genome assembly.
AUGGACUUCCACGCGCUCCCCCGCCGCGACCUCCAGGCCCUGGCCAAGCGCAACGGCGUCCGCGCCAACCUGAGCAACGCCGCCAUCGCCGACGCCCUCGCCGCGCUCCCCGCGGUAAGUUCUUGGUCUUCGAACCACCGUCUCGCGUCAGAUCUAGGUCGGCGUCGGCUGGAUUUGACUGAAUCGCGCGUUUUGUACUUGCAGGUCGACGGGAUCGAGGAGUACGUCGAGCAGGCGGUCGUUGUCGAAGUGGCCAAGCCGGCGGUUCAGGCGGUUGUGGAGGAGGUGAAGAAGAAGAAGACGAAGAAGCAGGAGGCGGAGGAGAGGAAGAAGCAGGAGGCGGAGGAGAAGAAGAAGCAGCAGGAGGCGGAGGAGGCGAAGAGGAAGCAGGAGGAGGAAGAAGAGAAAAGGAGGCAGGAGGAGGAAGAAGAGAAAAGGAGGCAGGAGGAGGAAGAAGAGAAAAGGAAGCAGGAAGAGGAGGAGAAAGAGAAGAAGAGGAAGGAGGAGGAGGAAGAGAACGAGAAGAAGAGGAAGGAGGAGGCGGAGGAGAAAGAGAAGAAGAGGAAGAAGCAGGAGGAGGAGAUCUCGCUGGAGGUCAUCUUACUGGUGGACAGCGAGGAAGAGGAGGAAGAGAAAGCCCCAGCCGCCGGGCGCGGUCGCGGUCGCGGAAGAGGACGCGGACGCGGACGCGGUGCCGGCGGGCGCGCACGGGUCGAGCCUGUGGCUGCUCCAGCCACGAGGAAAAGGGCUGCGGCAAGCAAGACUGAAACGGAGGAUGCACCUGCGGAGCCCGUGGCGGCUCCGGCCACAAGGAAAAGGGCUGCGGCAAGCAAGACCGAGACAGAUGAUACCGCUGCGGAGGCCGUGCCGGCCCGUGCCACUCGCGCUCGGAGCCAGACGACGGCGGCGCCCGUCGCCGAGGAAGAGGCGCCCAAGACAAGACGGGCGUCGAGGCGGACCGCGGCGACCAAGACUGGUACGCAGCAGGAAGAAGAAGGAAAGGGGACGCAAGCUGUCGCCUCUGAAAUGGAAACUGCGGAAAUGGAAGAAGAUGCCACGAAUCCUCAGAACGAGGAGCAAAACGAGGUUGAGGAACAGAGCCAGAACGGCCAAGGGGUUGUAGUCGAGGAUGCACCAGCACAGGUGCAAGAAGAACCACCAGUGGAGAAGGAGGACGACGGUAGGCAAGAAUCUCCUGCCAUUGGCGCGGGGAGGCGAGGUGGCAGACGACGCGCACGGCCCGAGCCUGUGGCGUCUCCGGCUACCAGGAAAAAGGCUGCAACAAGGAAGACCGUGACAUGGGAUGAUGCUCCGGCUGCAGAGGCCGUGCCGGCUCGGGCCACCCGUCGCGCUCGGAGCCAGACGACAGUGACUGAGGAGGCGCCCAAGGGAAGACGGGCGUCGAGGAGGACUGCUGCGCAGCAGGAAGAGGAAGGGGAAGACCAGCAAGCCGUUGCCUCUGAUGCGGAAGCUGCUGCGCCUGCGCCGGUUUCCUCGGACGAAGCAGCUGGUGAUGCUGCAGAAAUGGAGGAAGAAGCCACGAAUCCGCAGGAACAGGUUGAGGAAGAACCACCGGUGGAGAAGGAGGAGAAAUCGCCUGCCGUUCGCGUGGGACGGCGCGGUGCCCGCGGGCGCCCACGGGCCGAGCCUGUGGCGGCUCCGGCUACGAGGAAAAGGGCCGCAACAAGCAAGACCGAGACAGAGGAGGCGCCCGUGGAGGCCGCGCCGGCUCGGACCACUCGUCGUGCUCGGGGCCAGACCACGGUCGUUCCGGUGGCCGAGGAAGUCGCGCCCAAGACAAGACGGACGUCGAGGAAGACUGGUACACAGCAGGAAGAGGAAGGGGAAGGCCAGCAAGCAGCCGUUGUCGAAACUGUUGCGCCUGCGCCGGUUUCCUCUGACGAGGGAGCUGACGAUGCUGCAGCAAUGGAAGCAGCCAUGGAUCCUCGGACUGAGGAGCAAAACGAGCUAGUUGAGGAGCAAAACAAGGAACUUGAGACAGGUGAUGAUAUGGAAACUGCUGUACCUACUGAAGAAACAGAAAGGGAGGCCAUGGAUCUUCAGAACGAAGAGCAAAACAAUCUGGUUGAGGACCAGUGUCAGGAAGAUGCAGGUGGUAUGCCUGAUAUGGAAACAGCACCAGUUUCCUCUGACGAGGAAGAUGAUGAUACUGAAGAGAUAGAAGAAGAGGCCGUGGAUCCUCAGAACGGUGAGCAAAAGGUGCUGCUGGUUGAGGAACAGGGCCAGGAAGAGGAGCACGAGACAGGUGAUGUCCCUGAUAUGGAAAGUGCACCGGUUUCCUCAGACGAGGGACAUGAUACUACUGCAGUAAUGGAAGAAGAGGCCAUGCAUCUUGAGAACGAAGAGCAAAAGGAGCUGCUGGUUGAGGAGCCGAGCCAGGAAGAUGCAGGUGAUGUGCCUUCUAUGGAAACUGCACAGGUUUCCUCUGACGACGAAAAUGAUGAUACUGAAGAAAUAGAAGAGGAGCAGGGUCAGGAAGACGAAGGUCGUGUGGAAACUGCUGUGCCGGUUUCUUCAGACGAGGCAAGUGGUGGUACUGAAGAAAUGGAAGAAGAGGACCAGCAAGCUGUUGUUUCUGAUGCGGAAACUGUUGCGCUUUCCUCGGACGAAGGAGCUGGUGAUGCUGCAGAGCUGGAAGCAACCAUGGAUGCUCAGAACGAGGAGCAGAACGAGCUAGUUGUGGAGCAGGGCCAGGAAGACGAAGGUGAUGUCCUUGACAUGGAAACUGCUGUGCCUGGACCGGCAACCUCAGACGAGGGAAGUGAUGAUGACGCUGAAGAAAUGGAAGCAGCCAUGGAUCCUCAGGCCGAUGAGCAAAAUGAGCUAGUUGAGGAACAGGAUCAGGAAGAAGAAGGGUUGGCCUCGGAUAUGCAAACCAGUCCCGAACUAGUGGAAGAACCAGCACCAGUGGCAGAAGAUUGCAGCACGGUUGUUUCAUCAGUGGAAGAGCAGCAGGACGAUGUCCAGCAGUGUGAGCAGUCUCCAGUCGCCCAGAAUGUUGUUGAUCAGGAAGGCCAUUUCCCGGCUGAAACUGUCUCCAGCGAGGGGCCACUGGACGUGGAGAUUCAUCAUGCCGGUGAGGCCGCUGAGGACGCCGAGGAUCAUCAGACGGAAAUUGUGCCCGUGGAAGCGCCGGAAUCCGGUGAGUCCACUGAGGAAGCUGAGGAGCAUCAGUCCACUGAAGAGACUGAAAUGGUGCCGGUGGAAGCGCCGGAAUCCGGUGAGGCCACUGACGAAGCUGAGGAGCAUCAGUCCACUGAAGAGACUGAAAUGAUGGUGCCCAUGGAAGCGCCGGAAUCCGGUGAGGCCACUGACGAAGCUGAGGAGCAUCAGUCCACUGAAGAGACUGAAAUGAUGGUGACCAUGGAAGAGACCGCUGAGGAAGUUGAGGAGAUUCAGCAGUCCAGUGAAGAGACUGAAAUGGUGCCCGUUGAGGAAGCUGAGGAGGUUCAUCAUUCCAGGGAAGAGACAGAAAUGGUGCCCGUUGAGGAAGCUGAGAAGAUUCAUCAGUCCAGUGAAGAGACGGAAAUGGUGCCCGUGGCCGAGUCGGCGGCUCAGGCCGCUGACAAAGCUGAGCAGAUUCAUCAGUCGAGUGAAGAGACCGAAAUGGUGCCCGUGGACUCACCGGUGCCGCAGGAGGUUGGUUUCACCUGCCAUGCAGACACUGCCAUUGAGGAGGAGAAUGAAGUGCUUCAGAGUGCAGCCAAAGCCAAUGAGGAGAAGGAAGACCUGGUUGUCGAAGAGGAGGAGAGUGAAGUGCUGUUUGGUGCUCUUUUCCAGAGCGCAGCCAAGACCAGUGAGAACAAGGAUGAGCUGGCUGUUGAAGAGUUGUUGCAGCAUGACAUGGAUGAGGCUGCUGCAGAGGAUGACAAUGAAGUUUCAGUCCUUGGUGCUCUGUUCCAGAGCGCAGCCAAAGGCAAUCAGAACAAGGGAGAUGUUGAAGAGCUGCAGCAUAACACCAUGGAUGAGGCUGUUGAAGAGGACAAUGAUGUGCCAAUCCUUGGUGCUCUGUUCCAGAGCGCAGCCAAAACAAAUGAGAACAAGGAACAUCUGGGUCUUGAGUCUGCUGCAGAGGAGGCGGCGAAUGAGGUGCCAUUCUUUGGUGCCCUGUUCCAGAGCGCAGCCAAGUCCAGUGAGAACAAGAAACAUCUGGCUGUUGAGGAGAAUGAGGUGCCAUUCUUUGGUGCUCUGUUUCAGAGCGCAGCCAAGUGCAACGAGAACCAGAGCGCAGCCAAAACAAAUGAGAACAAGGAACAACAACUGGUUGUUGAUGAGGUGCAGUAUAACUUGGAUGAGUGUGUUGCAGAGGAGGGGAAUGAGGAAGAUAUGGCUGUCUUUGGUGCCCUGUUUCAGAGCGCAGCCAAGUCCAGUGAGAACAAGGAACAUUUGGUUCUUGAUGAGGUGAAGCAUGCCAUGGAUAAUGAGUCUGUUGCAGAGGAUGAGAAUGAGGUGGCAUUCUUUGGUGCUCUGUUUCAGAGCGCGGCCAAGUCCAAUGAGAAGAAGAAGAAAUAUCUGGUUGUUGAUGAGUGUGCUCAAGAGGAAGACAGUGAGGUGCCAUUCUUUGGUGCUCUGUUUCAGAGUGCAACCAAGGCAACCGAGAACAAGAAUCAUCUGAUUGUUGGUGAGGCGGAGCAGCAUAACAUGGACGAGGAGUCUGUUCAAGAAGAGGAGCAAGAUAUGGCUGUUGAUGAGUUGCAGCAUAUCAAGUCUGUUGAGGAGGAGAACGAUGAAGAUCAGACAACCUUGGCUGCUUGGCUGCUGCUUCACAGAGCAGCCAAGACCGCUGAAGGCAAGGAAGACCUGAUUGUUGAUGAGGUGCAGCAUGACACAGAAGAGCAUGUUGAAGAGGAGCCAAAGAAGGAGAGUGUUGAGGAAUCGGUCACCGUCAACCUCCUGUCGCAAACCACUGUAAGAGAGGAGAGUGGCAUCGCCAGUGAGCUGAGAAAUGUGCCCGUCGAGGAGGACGACGGUGGCAUGGUGGCCGCCGACGAGAUGCCACUCAGCUCAGCCACAAUGUUUGAGGGCGCUGUACAAGUGAUCACCGUCGAGAACCUGUCGCAAGCCACAGUAACUGACGAUGAGGGUGCAGUCAAGGGCGGCCUCGCAGAUGUGUCCGUUGAAGAGGUGCUCAUCGUCGACAACCUGUCGCAGGCCACGGUGACUGAUGAUGAAUGGGCAGCCAGGGAGUGUGCUUUUUCCACCGGCAACCUCACACCGGUCGUCGACACUGCCAAGGACGUGGUGACCGUCGACUACCUGUCGCAGGCCACAGUGACAGAUGACGAAUGGGCAGUCAAGGAGAGCGCUUUCGCCGGUGACCGCUCACCGGUGUUCGACGCUGCCGGAGACUGCAGUGGUCACGUCAUUUCGCCCCUGUUUGCAGGCCUGUUUGAGGAUGCCACCAAGUUCCUAUCCAUGGAUUCCAUCACUGUGGAGGCAACGGUCUCUGAAGCUGCUGUUGAGAAGACCAUCACUGUGGAGGCAACGGUGUCUGAAGCUGCUGCUGAGAAGAACGUUGCUGAACCUGUGGCAAUGGAACAAGAGAAGGAAGUGAAGGAGGAAAGCAACGAAUCUGAAGCAUUGGGCAGCUUGAGCCUGAGGAAGCUUAGGGUCCAGCUCAAGGAGAAGGCGGCAGCGGCACAAGAGAAUGAAGUGAGGGAGGGUGAGAAAUCAUCUGUGCCACUGGAUAAGCUUAGCCUACGGAGGCUCAAACUGAAGCUCAGGGAGACGCUGAUUGCUCACAAGAACAGAGAAGCAAACAGAGUGCCCCUUGGAAGGUUGGACCAGACGCUGAAUUCAGCUCACAAGAACAGAGAGCCGACUAGGGUGCCCCUCCUCGGCAGGUUGGACGAGAACUCGGCGUCUCAGUUGCAGAAGAGGGAGCCCAAUAGGGUGCCCCUCGGCAGGCUGGACGACAACUCGGCGUCGAAGAUGCAGCACAGAGAGCCGAAUUCGGCGUCGAAAAUGCAGAACAGGGAGCCGUAUUCAGCGUCGAAAAUGCAGAAGAGGGAGCCGAAUUCAGCGUCGAAAAUGCUGAGCAGAGAACCUAUCAGGAUGCGCCUCGGAAGGCUGGACGAGAACGCGUGUUGA